Molecule: messenger RNA, 1845 nt
Organism: Rhinichthys klamathensis goyatoka
Lineage: Eukaryota; Metazoa; Chordata; Actinopteri; Cypriniformes; Leuciscidae
Exons: 2
Coding region: 1-1809 (602 amino acids)
Source: RefSeq, a predicted model, not a curated record
AUGGCAACCCUGGCGCACACAGAGUGCAGGGGGGAGGUGCUUUACCCAGAGAAGUGCAGAAGUGUCCAGGCCAGAAAAAAACACAAAGAGAAAACUCUCAGAGACAACCCUGAUCUUCUUUAUGCGGACUACAUUCAACUUAAUGGGAGAAGAAUCAAGAACAACCUUAUCUUCUACACCAGUUUGAUAACAGCAUGGAAAUCAGCCAUCUGUGAGGAAUUCAAGAACAUUUUUAAAGAAGGAAUCGGUCGAGGUGGAAGACUAACCAUUUGUAAAGAUGAAAUGCUUGACACAGACAACCCAAUUCUCACCAUAACCUACUACACUAAAGGCACCUUCCUUCUGCAAGGCAAUGAGGCAAGCUUGAACUCAUUCGAGGAGAUCUUCCCCCGGCUGAAGGCCAGAGUAGAGGAGGAGAGAGACGAGCCUCAUGCAAACAGCACAGACUCUGAGGAGGAAGGCCCAGCGAUUCUUUCACCUGCACCAUCAGACCGGCGACUGAGAGACAGUUUAGCUCUGCUGGAACUGGACUUCACUGAAUUUAGAGAACACACUCAAGUCAAACUCUCAGACACACGCAACACAAACAUUUACAUCCAAGAGCUCAAAGAUGAGCUCAAACAGCUAAAGAAAGACACCAACUCCUCCAUCACUGAACUCAACAGAGCUCUCGGAGAACUGCAAGGAGAAAACCAAACUCUCCGCGUACAGAUGCGCAAGCUAGAGGAGGACAACGAGAGAAAAGAAGAGAGCUUCUCCAGACAGCUGCAAGAAAUGAGAGAGCAGUUACAGAAAAACACAGAAGACAACACACAUCACUACAGUACAGCCCCUACUACAGACUACCCAAACACAGACAGCGAGCCUGCCACAAACACACAGACACCUGCAGACACACAACCCCCCCCUGCCCCCCCUCCAGAACCUGAUCCAGAUAUUCUCCUCCUCAUGGACUCUAAUGGGAAGUUCUUGGACCCACAGAAACUCUUCCCACAUCAGAAAGUCUCUGCAAAACGAUGCAGCACAACUGGCCACGCCCACCAGAUCAUCAGAGACUUCCCAGGACAGCCCUCAUGUGUCAUAAUCCACACUGGGACCAAUGACCUCCACUCGCUGCGGAACAACACUGCGGAUGCUGUCAGGAAAAUGGCCGAAAUCACCAGCAAAAAGUUCCCAGAAUCCCGAAUUAUAAUCUCCACACUUCUCCCAAGACAUGACACACCACCACACAUCAUCCACAACAUUAACACUGAAAUUUCCCGUAGAUGUUCUACACUUCCAAACGUGCACCUGGUCCACCACCACCACAUCGGCCUCCACCACCUGUACGACGGACUCCACCUGCACAGAGAUGCAGUGCGCACUUUUGCAAGGGCCCUUAAAGAUGCAGCCCUGGGCCGCACCCCGUCGUCACCGAGACAUCUGCUACCGACUCCAGAACACUACCGGCCCAUUCACCCCUACAUGCCCAGACACACCCCCCCGACCCCGAUGAGGAGAGACAUCAGCUGGACAAGCAUCCCACAUCAUCCACCACGUCCACACCCACCUAUGGCUCACUACACACCUGCAAACCUGCAGUCACCAACUCCACGUUCACCUGCCGGCCAUCAAACCCCCGUCAGGAAGAAGAAACCAAACCCCCCCCCACACCCAGAGAAAUCCCUCCACCCGAGAGCACAGAGCUACGCUGAAGCUUUAGCCCGGCCUCCCGCUCCACCCUCCACCUCCACCUCCACACCUGCCAGCGAACUGAGCCAGAUCAGAGAGAUGCUGCACACACUGUGCAACCAGCUCCUGAACAGAUAAGAACACACACAGUGCUCUACUAAAAAAAAAAAAAAA